Penicillium verhagenii is the source of this 906-nucleotide messenger RNA. RefSeq lists its product as uncharacterized. Lineage: Eukaryota; Fungi; Ascomycota; Eurotiomycetes; Eurotiales; Aspergillaceae. The record is from RefSeq and is a predicted model, not a curated record. The transcript is spliced from 4 exons. Bases 1 to 906 code for a protein of 301 amino acids.
AUGGGCCAACAUGGCGCGACUGUCUCAAAUGAAGCGGGUUCGAUCACUUGCACGACUAAGACACUAUACUCGGUGAUCAUGAUCUACACAAUCUGCAUGCCAGCGAUCAAGGUAACCAUGGUGCUAUUUUACUGGAGAUUGUUCAGUGGCGGUCGAAAGAUUCGAAUAGCAUUGUAUACAAUUAGUGGGAUGCUCUUUGCCUGGUUUGUUGGGGCCUUGGCUAGCGGUCUGCUGGCUUGCGAGCCACUGGCGAAGUUCUGGAACAACGACAUCCCUGGACGCUGCCUUCACACAAUGACUUACUUCCGUGCUAUUGCUGGGACCAACCUUGCAACGGACGUUCUACUAUUGGUUCUACCCAUUCCCAUUGUCUGGGGCCUGCAUCGACCAGCUGGUGAAAGGCUUGGUCUCAUUGCUGUGUUUACCCUCGGGGCUUUCGUCACAGUUGUCAGCGUCAUUCGAAUAGCACUUUUGACAUCCCCGGAGGAUCCAGAUCCACUAUGGGCCAAUACCCAAGGAACCAUAUGGACGUCGGUCGAAACUAGCAUUGGCGUCGUCUGUGUCAACCUUCCCACCAUGUCUCCCCUAUUCCGUCGAUAUAUCCUCCGCCGCGAAAUCAGCUCCUUGAACUCCAAACCGAGGAGUCUUCCUCUGUCAUACCCUCCCAGCAGCAAAAAGCCCAAUGCUCACCCUCGCCGUGGUAAUUCGACAUCGAGUACCGAGGGACUUGAGACUAUGUGGUCAAUCUCCGAUACUUACCACCCAGAUCUUGUGACAACAGAUUCGACUGUAAAUGGAAAUGGUGAUGAAGGUUUUGAAAUGGAAGGGUUGGAAAAGCACUCGCCCGAACCUGCCGUUUGUCAGAGCUGUGACGAUGGUGAAGAGGGCCCCAAAGGAGAUGUUUGA